UUUCUCGUAGAACGAAAAAAGUUGAAAUAAGGUAACGUUCCAAUUACGUAUAACGUUGGUAUAUAAUUUCAGAUAGUUUUUCAAAAAAUUAGAACAAUGUCAAUGUUGGCUAGGACCAGCCGAAUUUUAAUUCAAGCAGCUUCGGCUCGCUCUUUGCAUACCACCGGUGUCCAGAGACAGGACUCGAGUGCACCAACUCGUAAUCGUGCAACCUGCACUUUAAUUCCUGGUGAUGGUGUUGGUCCUGAACUGGUUUAUUCUCUUCAAGAAGUGUUCAAGGCCGCUGAUGUACCAGUCGAUUUUGAAUCAUAUUUUCUUUCGGAGGUUAAUCCAGUUCUAAGUGCCAAAUUGGAGGAUGUUACCGCUUCCAUACAGAAAAACAAAGUCUGCAUUAAGGGCAUUUUAGCCACUCCAGAUUACAGUGUAGCCGGAGAACUUCAAACACUUAACAUGAAGUUGCGAAAUGAAUUGGAUUUGUAUGCCAACGUUGUGCAUGUCCGCAGUUUGGCCGGUGUUAAAAGUCGCCAUAAGGACAUCGAUACGGUAAUUAUCCGUGAACAAACUGAAGGUGAAUAUUCCGCUUUGGAACAUGAAUCUGUGAAGGGUGUGGUAGAGUGUUUGAAAAUCAUCACCAGAGAAAAAUCAAAGCGCAUUGCUAAAUUUGCAUUUGAUUACGCCGUCAAAAAUAACCGCAAAAAGGUCACUGCCGUUCACAAAGCUAAUAUCAUGAAGUUAGGUGAUGGUUUAUUCUUGCGUUCGUGCGAAGAAAUGGCCCAUUUGUAUCCUAGAAUUCAAUUUGAAAAAAUGAUUGUGGAUAAUACAACCAUGCAACUGGUAUCCAAUCCAAACCAGUUUGAUGUUAUGGUUACACCCAAUUUGUACGGUAACAUUGUGGACAAUAUUGCUUCUGGACUUGUAGGAGGUGCAGGUGUAGUAGCUGGAGCUUCCUAUUCUGCCGAUGCAGUAGUAUUUGAACCUGGUGCACGUCACACUUUCGCUGAAGCCGUUGGCAAAAAUGUUGCAAACCCAACAGCUAUGUUGCUUUGCGGUGCCAAACUUUUGCGUCAUAUUAAUUUACCAACAUACAGUGACCAAAUUACAAACGCCAUUAGUAAAGUUCUCCUAGAUGGCAAAAUCAAAACGAAAGAUUUAGGAGGACAGUCUACUACUCAGGAUUACACACGUGCUGUCAUCGCCAAUAUUCAUUAAGUAAAAAAAAAUAUUAGCAAAACCGAGAAAAAAAAAUGUUAAAUACAAUGAAAUGUAAGCACGCAAAAUGUUUGCACGAUAAGUUAUUGUUGCGUGCCAUGUAUGACCUAAGAAGAUGUAUUAUUUACUAGUAUCUUAAAAAUGCUAGUCUCCGAAUACUGCGUAAUUUAUUUUAAAUAAACCAAUUAAAAAAUCUCACACAAAAAUA
Episyrphus balteatus (marmalade hoverfly) is the source of this 1417-nucleotide messenger RNA. It is a transcript of the gene Idh3b, whose product is annotated as isocitrate dehydrogenase [NAD] subunit beta, mitochondrial. Gene Ontology annotation, molecular function: magnesium ion binding; NAD binding; oxidoreductase activity, acting on the CH-OH group of donors, NAD or NADP as acceptor. The transcript has 8 exons. Gene Ontology annotation, cellular component: mitochondrion. The record is from RefSeq and is a predicted model, not a curated record. NCBI's taxonomy places the organism in Eukaryota, Metazoa, Arthropoda, Insecta, Diptera, Syrphidae. Bases 97 to 1209 code for a protein of 370 amino acids. Gene Ontology annotation, biological process: tricarboxylic acid cycle; isocitrate metabolic process.